AUGAGUAUCUCAGCUCUCGGAGGAGGCAGCAAAGGGAAGCCUCUCCCACCAGGCGAGGAGGAACGCAAUAAUGUCCUCAAGCAGAUGAAGGUUCGGACCACGCUGAAGGGAGACAAGAGCUGGAUCACCAAGCAGGAUGAGUCGGAGAGCCACACCCUUGAGCUGCCCUCAGGCCGGAGUCGUGCCAUAUCUUUUUCUUCAGCUGGGGAGGUCCCGAAGGCCAGGCCCCCGAGCGCGAGGGCUCCCACUGGCUAUAUCAUCCGGGGAGUGUUCACCAAGCCUGUAGACAGCUCGCCUCAGCCCCAGCAGCACUUACCCAAGGCCGACGGAGCUCCAAAACGGUGUAUUCCUUGCCUCUGCAGCGCUGCCGGGCCUCCCCGCCCCUCCUCCUCCGGCUACAGGAUGACCACAGAGGAUUACAAGAAGCUGGCACCCUACAACGUCAGGCGCAGCUCAGCGUCAGGGGCUGCUGAAGACGAGGAGGUGCCCUUCUCUUCUGAUGAGCAGAAACGGAGGUCAGAGGCUGCCAGCAGUGUGGUGAGGAAGACAGCUCCCCGGGAGCAUUCCUACGUCCUGUCGGCGGCCAAGAAGAGUGCCAGCAGCCUUGCCCAGGAGACACAGGCCCCGUUCAUCGCAAAGAGGGUUGAGGUGGUGGAUGAGGACGGGCCUUCCAAGAAAACCCAGGACCCACCUGCUCUGGCACGAUCCCCUCCCGGCUUGAGCAGUGCGGACGGGGGCAGAGCCAAACUGUCUCGGACGAUUUGGAUGGAGUGCACGCCCAGCCUGCCUAGCCCCGCUGGGACUCGGGAGCCCAGCGCAAGAGGUGAGGAGACUGUCCGCCUGCAGAUCACAACACCCGGGGCGGGACUCCGCCUGGUGGCCCCAGACCUGGAAGAAAUGAGGUCUUCCCCAGGCUCCAAAGACAACGAAGCCCCCAACCCCAGAGAGCCCAAGAGAGACUUGACUGGUGAAAGGGCCUUCAAGGGCCUUGGUGCAGACUCUGAAAGAUCAAGUGAUGGCAACGUGGGAUCCGGAGCCACGGGCUCCACACCUGAAGGCUUGGCCAGAGCAGACAUCAGCUCUGGGAGAGGAGGCUCUGGUGCCACUUCUGCCUCUGCUGUCCUGGCUGGCAGGAAGAGCAGCAGCCCGGCACACCUGGAGGACAUGGAGACGGACCCAAACGGUACCUUGGCUGAUUUUGAGGAAGAGAAUGUGGUCACCAAGGUGGGAGACGCCUGGCAGGGGAGGCCUGGAGCCCAGCAAGGUGACCGGGGAGACCCAGCUGCACCCACCCAUAAGCUGGCAGACCCCAGCAGCCCCGAGCAGCAGAGCAGCCCCAGGAAUCCUGACCAGCACCUGGAAGUGGACAGCCAGGCCAGCAGGGUGAGGAACCCCUCAAGCUGUCUGGCCACUGUUACUGUCACUGCCACCGCUGAGCAGCCUCAGGUGUACGUGCCAGCCUCCCCAGGUGAAUUGGAGUCUAACUCAAGCAGCAAAGGGAUUCUCUUUAUGAAGGAGUACGUGAAUGCUGGUCAGGUAUCUUCCGGGAAGCCACUGUCUGCAUUCUACAGCAGCGUCAGCAGCACUGGGGACUCACGCAACAUGGAGAAGAAACUCCCACAUGACAGUACUCCAUACUCUGAGAGAACAAGUGGAGGGGUCUGUACUUACUGCAACCAGGAGAUCGGAGACUGUCCAAAGAUUACCUUAGAACAUCUUGGCCUUUGCUGCCAUGACUAUUGCUUUAAGUGUGGGAUUUGCAGUAAACCGAUGGGUGAGCUUCUGGAUCAGAUCUUCAUUCACCGUGACACCAUCCACUGUGGGAAGUGCUAUGAGAAGCUCUUCUAG
Molecule: messenger RNA, 1848 nt
Organism: Lipotes vexillifer (Yangtze River dolphin)
Lineage: Eukaryota; Metazoa; Chordata; Mammalia; Artiodactyla; Lipotidae
Gene: ZNF185
Product: zinc finger protein 185 with LIM domain
Exons: 21
Coding region: 1-1848 (615 amino acids)
Source: RefSeq, a predicted model, not a curated record